UCUAUGUAUCAAAAUUAAAAUAGAGGAAUUUUGAGCUUAGAAAAUACUUAAAAAAUAUUUAUUUUAAAGAGCCAUGAGACUUUUUCUCAUCAUCACACGACUAAAGUAAUGCGUAAAAAUUAAUACGGUUCGACCAAGGUCGGGUAGCUCCGAAUUUUUCCGGCAUUCAUCGUCAUUAUUUUAAACCGUCACAUCUGGCGUUAUUUUAAAAAUUAAUAAAUAAACACAAGUGCAUGAAUAAAAAAUAAAAACAAGUAUUAUUAUUAUUAUUAAAAUAAUUUAUAAUUACGUGUUUACUGGAUUGACACGAUGUCUGAAGUUCAGAAUAAGAAUAAACGUUUUGGAUAUGAUGAAGUACGAGGUAAAAUACUUGCGGGUAAGAUGGACGUAAACACACAGUAUCCGGGAAUCUCCGAUUUUGAUCUACCAAUUUUUGAAUUAGCGAUUAAUAAUCAAGAUACAGAAUUCAUCGACUUCCUGCUCCAGCACAACGUAGACGUUAAUAGAGACAUACCAUUUCGUAUGCGAGCAAUUUAUUUUGCAGUAAAUUCUGACAACAUUGAGUUGUCUCGGAAAUUAUUGAACGCAGGCGCUGUUUGUCCUCCCUUUGAAGGAUAUUACGAAGAAAUAUUAGACGGCAACAAACUGUUACAACUCGCAGUUUACAAUAAUAACAAAGAAAUGGUCAAAUUAUUAUUGGAAAAACUUGAUAGAUAUCUCAACCCGUACCUGAAAAUUGAAGCUUUUCAGUUUGUUAAUGAUUAUAAUAAUCUGGAAUUAUUAUUUGCUCUGGAACCGUAUUCUGCAUUAUUAGCUGCUAUCGACCAGACCAAGAUAAAAAUUUUUAAAAAAAUGAUGUCACAAAAUGCUGGUUAUCCUCAAAAGUUAGUACUUGCAGGUUUACUUGUAUCCGCUACUUCUCUCAGUAAGCAUGAAUUUGUUGAAUAUUUAAUCGAUAAUGAUGAUUAUUCACUCAACGAUUUGGUGGUCGCGUUACGUACUGCUAUUGGUAAUAAAAAUAUACCGAUAGUUAAAUUACUGAUGAGAAAAAUAGCUGAUACGAAGGCAAGUCCGGCGAUCUUAGAAAAAGUUUUUGGAAUGGCUUGUCAUAAGAAGAAUAUUGAAAUCAUUGAGAUAUUGAUUGCUGCUGGCUUUGAUGUAACCGAAACAUUCGAUAUUAAUAACUCACUUCAUAUCGCCAUUAUUAAAAAUGAUCAUAAAAGAGUCGAAAAGUUAAUUAAAAAUGGAGAUAACAUUGACGACACUUCAUAUUUUAGAAAAACGCCGUUAAUUUUAGCCGUUGAAAAAAAUAAUAAACCUGUAGUUGAAUUAUUACUCAAAAACGGCGCUAAAAUUCAAGUGACAGCGAUCAUUGCAGCUAUUAACAAAAACAAUUUAGAGUUAGUUAAAAUAUCAAUGGAGGCAGAUGUUGACAUUAAUAAUAAUGUCUCUGCUCUCCAAGAGCUAAUGAAGCGAGCUGUAUAUGGUAAUAAAUAUAAAAUUACCAAAUACCUAAUUACUCGAGGCGUUUAUAUUAAUGGUGUCAAUGGAGAUCCUGGGCCAUUACAAAUAGCUGCUUGUCGAAAGUCAAAAAAGCUGAUGAAGUUACUAAUUAAGAAUGGCGCGGAUGUAAAUUAUCAGCCUAAAUUUUGUGGCUCAGCUCUAGAUGCUGUUUGUGCAGGUCAUAAUUUAGAGUUAGCCACAAUAUUAGUAGAAGCUGGUGCCAAUAUUAAUAUAUCAUUAGAUAAAUAUUCCUCAUUACAAUCAGCUAUUGAUCAUAACAAUUACCAAUUGGCUGAAUACUUAGUCAAUCAUUGCACUGGUGCUAACAUUACUUGCGACUAUUCAGAGGCAUUAAUAUGCGCUAUUAAAAAUAAAAGAAAAAAAAUAGUGAAAUUACUGAUUAAAAAUGGUGCCAAUGUUAAUUACACCCCUAAACAUAAAUAUUCGGCUCUCUGCUUAAGUAUUCAAAACCACACGUCUGAAAUAACGGAAAUUUUAUUAAAAGCUGGCGCUGAUAUAAAUCUGAUUUCACAAAAUAAUACACCGUUGAUGGAAGCUAUUAAAUUGAGGGACUGCAAAUUAUCUCAAUAUUUGAUAGAAAAUGGCGCAGAUGUCAAUGUCACUAAAAAUGUUGUAUUAUUAUUAAAUUGGAACUUUUAUCGAUCUGGAUCAGCAAUUGUCAGUCUCUCGCUCGAUGCUGGUGCUGAUGUUAAUGUCGCUGACGAAAAUGGCAAGACGGCAAUUGAUGCUUCCUUAAGUACUCAAAACUCCCAGACAUUAAUCCAACAUAUUAUUAAAUUAAAAGCUGCUAAUUUAUAUCUGAUAGAUAAAAAUCUAGAUGCUGUGAAAGAUAAUCAAUUUAACGAUUUUUACUUUAAGUGUUUGGAUGAAGUUGAAUUUAUGAAGACACAACGGUUUUCUUGGAAAAUUACUUUCUAUGAUGUUUUACACUUGUUUGUAAAUAAAAUAUCUCGAAAUAUUAAAUAUAUCAGUAAAGAUGAUAUUAUUUUUGAUGAAAAUGCACUACGUAGUAAAUUUAAACUGUAUGGAGGAAUUAUUUAUUAUCGUGUGUUGAAAGCUGAGCAGCGUAGAAAAUUGUUGGUUCGUGCUGACGAAACAAUUUCUGAUUUAUUUGGUCAUUCACUAUCAGAUAUUCUUCGACAAGAUAUUUUGGACUACUUUAGUGAUAAGGAUCUUAAGAUUUUGUGUAAUCAAAAUUAAUAAUUAAGGGUAAAAAUGAAAUCUGUCAGUACCAAUGUCAGAUUUUGAAUUUUUUAUUAUUAUUAUUGUGUUAAGUGCUCUAGGAGCUGAAUCCAUUAAUUUUCUUAUAUUGAAGAAAGUAAACUGGCUUUAGAAAUAUAUACAGUGUGCGAGUCAAUUGAGUACAGUCCUGCGGAAUGUACAAAUGAAUAAAAUAAUUUGAAAUUAAAUUCUGAUAAAAAUAGAGACUGUACUUGUAAAAAAAAAGCUGAUAAACCGAUAUCAGAAUCUGUUGAUAAUUAAAAUUAAUUAAAAAAUUUUAUUUAAGUUGUAAAAAUUUUAGACUUAGAUAAAUAAAGACUGAUGAUUGUUAAUUAUUAUAUGCUAAAAUUAAUAC
Molecule: messenger RNA, 3100 nt
Organism: Microplitis mediator
Lineage: Eukaryota; Metazoa; Arthropoda; Insecta; Hymenoptera; Braconidae
Product: putative ankyrin repeat protein RF_0381
Exons: 2
Coding region: 310-2724 (804 amino acids)
Molecular function (GO): protein binding
Source: RefSeq, a predicted model, not a curated record